AUGGGCCUGAAGGACCAUCUGGAGGAUGGAACAGGCCACAACUUCAAUCUGGGGCUGGAUUUGGACUACCUCCAUGUGGAAGGCACCGACCGCCAGGCCAGCUUGAGUGCCACAGCCGGCACCCACUCAGGAGUUUUGGAGGGGGAAGAGGCACAGGUGAGAGGCACCCAUAGCAGUGUCAGUAAUAGCAGCAUCAGCAGUAGUAGUAGUAGCAGUAACUCCUCUGAAGAAAGUGCUGCGUCGGACAGCGAAGAUGAGCGGGGGGUCCACCAUGGCUCUGGUUCUGGCGCUGAGACCCCCCAUCCGCACCCCUGUCACCCUACUGGACUGGGCCUGCCACAAAGCCCCCCCCCUAGGGACCCCAAACUCCCCACCGACCCCCUCACAGAGUAUCGCUCCAAGAUGGAAUUUGCCCUGAAGCUGGGCUACUCUGAGGAGCUGGUUUUGCUGGUGCUGAGGAAGCUAGGGCCUGACGCCCUCAUCAACGACAUACUGGGAGAACUGGUCAAACUAGGCACCAGGACAGAGACGGAGGAGGCAGGGGACUCUACCGCAUCCCAGUCGUCCUCCUCCUCCUUAUCCUCCCCCUCUCUGGACUCCUGCAGACUGGACUGCUCCUCCCAGCUGCUGUUAGAUGACAAGGAGAACAUCAGGCCUGUGGUGGUGGAUGGGAGUAAUGUAGCCAUGAGUCAUGGGAAUAAGGAAGUGUUCUCCUGUCACGGCAUCCAGCUGGCUGUUGAUUGGUUCCUGCAGCGUGGUCACCGUGACAUCACUGUGUUUGUGCCCGCCUGGAGAAAGGAACAGUCCAGACCGGACGCCCUCAUCACAGACCAGGAGAUAUUGCGACGUCUGGAGAAAGACAAGAUCCUGGUGUUCACUCCGUCUCGUCGGGUCCAGGGCCGCCGGGUGGUCUGCUAUGACGACCGCUUCAUCGUCAAGCUGGCCUACGAGUCUGACGGCAUCAUCGUCUCUAACGACAACUACCGGGACCUGGCCAAUGAGAAGACAGAGUGGAAGAAGUUCAUUGACGAGCGGCUGCUCAUGUACUCAUUCGUCAAUGACAAGUUCAUGCCUCCUGAUGAUCCUCUGGGUCGCCAUGGCCCCAGUCUGGAGAACUUCCUGAGGAAGAGACAAGUGAUCCCAGAACACAGGAAGCAGCCCUGCCCCUAUGGGAAGAAGUGCACUUACGGCCACAAGUGUAAAUUCUACCACCCUGAGAGAGGCAGUCAGCCCCAGCGCUCUGUGGCCGACGAGCUGCGUGCCAGUGCCAAGAACUCCUCUUCCUCCUCCACCUCUUCCUCCAAGAGCCUGGGCUCUGCUCUGCUGGUGAAGAGCCACAGCAUGUCCAGCAGCUCCAGUGCAGACGGGCUCCCAGAACCCCACCAAGCCGCCCCAAAGAGGCGGUCGGACCCCGGGCUGUGCACCCCCUCCUACAACGACCUCCUGGAGGAGCGGCUGGGCGGGAGGACCAAAGCAGAGGCCCGCAGAGGUAGUAGCAGCAGCAGUAGCAGCAGCUGUAGCAACAACCUCCUGGUCCCUGCCCCUGGGGGUCCUCCUUCCAGCCAAGGCUUCUCUCUGCAGGAUUGGAGGGACCACAACGCAGGGAGGAACGGCUCCUGCAAAGCUCCAGGGCUGUUGGGGCUUGGUCACUCUGAGUCAUAUCCCACCUGUGAGUCCCCAAAGCUGGGCUACAACUCCCUAAUGAGGGCGUACUCCAGCCUAAACCUGGUGGUGCCACGGAGCCCCGAGCGGCUGUUCCCAACUGACCUACGGACGGGCUUGCUGGCAUCUGACUGCAGCAGCGAGGGCAGCAUGAGCUCUGACUCCUUCUCCCCUGACCCCCUGCUGGAGGAUGGCCUCAAAUGCCACCACCCCCAUCACGACCACCAUCACUGCUCCAGCCGCUACCCACACCACACCAACCACCCACCCCCUGGUCUGACCCUGCACCCACAUGGAGGCUCCCACCAUAGCUACCCCCUAGCUCAGAGCAUGGGGAUACCACAGGUUUUCAGCUUGGAGGAUCAUCCCUCCUCCCUUCACCACUUCAAGGCCCAUCUUACCUACCUUUCUCCCCAUCUUCAGCACCCAUCUGUGGGGAGCAGCUCUGGCUGUUCUGAGGACUACCCUCCCCAACCUCCACCCCAGACCUCCAGCCCCCACUGCCACUCUCACAGCUCAACUCUGGGGCAUAACCUGGGGGGCUCCACCUGGCAGGACAACAACAGCCUCCAGAACUCCCGGCUCUACGAGCACUCCCCUGUCCGCCCCAGGAGGACCUACCCUGGGAUGGGACAGGAGCAGCGGCUGGCCAGCUGGGACCCCCACUACCAGCAGCUCCUCCAGCCCUGCUACGAGGCCUUCAACUUCCAGUCCCAGCCUGAGGGCCACAAACAACCCUGGCACUCUUCCUGGCCCAGGGGGACACACUCGCCCCAUCCUCAACCCCCUUCCUCCUCCCAUCCUCCACCCCACCCCUCCAUGGACCCCCAGCACCAGGGGGGAAGAUGCCAGGACGUGAGGGAUAAGGUGUUUGUCAACCUAUGUAACAUCUUUCCUCCAGAGCUGGUGAAGGUGGUGAUGGAGAGGAACCCCCACGUGAUGGACGCCCAGCAGCUGGCUGCAGCCAUCCUGGCUGAGAAGUCCCAGGCUCGCUACUGA
Salvelinus namaycush (lake trout) is the source of this 2661-nucleotide messenger RNA. Its product is annotated as probable ribonuclease ZC3H12C. Gene Ontology annotation, molecular function: metal ion binding; mRNA binding; RNA endonuclease activity. Gene Ontology annotation, cellular component: cytoplasmic ribonucleoprotein granule; nucleus. NCBI's taxonomy places the organism in Eukaryota, Metazoa, Chordata, Actinopteri, Salmoniformes, Salmonidae. The record is from RefSeq and is a predicted model, not a curated record. The transcript has 5 exons. Bases 1 to 2661 code for a protein of 886 amino acids.